Erpetoichthys calabaricus (reedfish) is the source of this 2060-nucleotide messenger RNA. RefSeq names its product DnaJ (Hsp40) homolog, subfamily C, member 18 (gene dnajc18). Gene Ontology annotation, cellular component: endoplasmic reticulum membrane. Gene Ontology annotation, molecular function: Hsp70 protein binding. The transcript has 8 exons. The record is from RefSeq and is a predicted model, not a curated record. Gene Ontology annotation, biological process: cellular response to misfolded protein. NCBI's taxonomy places the organism in Eukaryota, Metazoa, Chordata, Cladistia, Polypteriformes, Polypteridae. Bases 297 to 1442 code for a protein of 381 amino acids.
UCCGUUUCCUGUGCACCAGAAAAAAAAGAUGCCCGAAAACGUCUUGGAUUAGGUGUCAGGUUUCGUAUUUACUUAAGCUAAACGAGGAUUCAUCAUUUUCACCUUAUAAAACGGAGCAGAACAGCUUGUUUCUGGUUACAGUACCUGUCUGUCAAAAUGGAGAGUCCGAAAGGGUAACAGCAAAAUAGUAUGGAAUACUAGCACUUAAAUAGGUGUGUGGCAAAAGCUGAGAGCGCCCUGACCAACGAGACGUCAACCGACGAUUAUUGUGUGGAGGACUCGUAAGGAAAAAUAACAUGGAAAAAGAAGAAGCCGAAAGACUAAUAGACAAAGCGAAGGUUUGUCUGCGGUCUGGACGAAGAGACAAGGCGCUUCAGUUGUUGUACGAAGCUCAGAAAUUAUACCCGAGCGUUCGUGCUAGAGCUUUAAUUGAUGCAAUUACCAGAAAUGGCUGUGCACCUGGUGAUGGACAUAAUAUGCGAGACUUUCCAAGUGGGAAAAAAAACAGUGCAAGUGAAGAGCCUUUACCUCAAAAAAGUGGAGAUUCAAAGAGUUAUACAGAAGAACAGCUGCAAGGUGUUCACAGGAUAAAGAAAUGCAAAGAUUAUUACGAAAUUUUGGGUGUAAGCAAAGAUGCCAGUGAUGAAGAUUUAAAGAAGGCCUACAGAAAACUAGCACUCAAGUUUCAUCCAGACAAAAACUGUGCACCGGGCGCAACAGAUGCUUUUAAAGCUAUUGGAAAUGCUUAUGCUGUGCUGAGCAACCCAGAGAAACGGCGAAGGUAUGACCAGUUUGGGGAUGAACAUCAGGUGGAGAAUACUACGCACAGUGCCCCUCAUCACAACUUUUACCAGGAGUUUGAAGCUGAUAUUACUCCCGAAGAACUGUUUAAUGUAUUCUUUGGGGGAAGAUUUCCUACAGGAAAUAUUCAUGUAUAUACUAACCAAGGAGCAGCAUAUACUCAUUUCUACAAUCCCCGUCGUCGCAGAAUGAAUGAAAGAAGAGAAGAAGGUGUUCAAGACCAUGGAAGUCAGAACACAUUUACAGCAUUUCUUCAGCUGCUCCCAGUACUGGUUUUGGUCUUUAUAUCUGUUAUUACUCAACUGAUGUCUACCAAUCCUCCUUAUAGUCUGUUCUACAAGCCGUCUUUAGGUCUUGUUGUUGCAAGAGAAACAGAAGCUCUAGGUGUGCCAUAUUAUGUGGAAAAAGGCUUUGAAAAAGAAUACAAAGGAGAUGCUCUGCAAGAGCUGGAAAAAAGUAUUGAAACUGAUUAUAUAGACUAUCUACAAACAAGCUGCUGGAAGGAAAAACAACAAAAAUCUGACUUGGCUAACCUUGGGAGACUGUACAGAGAUGAGAGGCUCAAGCAGAAAGCAGAUUCAAUGAAACUCGAUAACUGUGAAAAACUGCACAGGCUAGCUGGGAAACGAAGAGGUGGAUGAAACUGAAAUUUGAGACUAAAACUACAUCUUACAGAUCUUUGUUUUCUGGGCAGUGAUUUUUUUCUAAUCUUGUAAAUAUGUUAAAAUGCAUAUGUUUGAGAUAGUAGCCUCAUUUUCAUUUUAAAAAGCUGCUACUUGUAUUGGUUGUAUUAAAAAAGUAACAAAGUAUUCAGUCUAACGGGGAAAGAAAAAAGGAGAGAAAAGAAGCAAGCAUGUCUUUAUUAUGAAAGGUAGUUUAAUAUUCACAUUGGUUGACUGACUGAUAUACUGUAUGUGGCUAAUUUGUUUGGUGAGAUUAUAUUUACACCUUAAUCUGAUAAGGUGUUUUCAAAUAGUAAUUAUUUAAAAUUUCCUUAUAUUAAGGAAUAGUUAUAGGAAAAUGUGAAGAUUUACAUCAGUUAUUCAUAUUUCACAAGCUACUCCACUAUAGUAACUGGCAUUGCAUCAUUUGUCACAGAAAUUAAUAUUUUGUGACAAUUUAAUAUGAGGAAAAUUAUAUGCUAUUUUUAGUUGCUGUUAACUCAGGAAUACAUAAGUUAUCAUGCAUAAAACAGCUUAAGGGUAGUUUAAUGUUACAAAUGUAUUUAUUAUAAACAAAUAAACAGACUUUGAUUUUAA